Mesorhabditis belari is the source of this 297-nucleotide messenger RNA. The record is from the annotation of a GenBank genome assembly. Lineage: Eukaryota; Metazoa; Nematoda; Chromadorea; Rhabditida; Rhabditidae.
AUGUUGAUUGGGAGAAUCGGAUGCAGCUUGUUUCGCCUCAUCAAUGUGCCGAGCUUUCCUCAACAGAUUGUCUCGAGAAGCCGGUUUUCGUUUAACGCGUGGAAUUGCGGGGCUUUGAGGGAAAUGCUUUGGAAUCUGCGGAAUCCCGGAGAGCUUGAUCAUGUCGUUGAGGAAAACUGGCAGAAAGGCUUCAGAAAGGCGUACGUGAGCAACAACGCCAGUGUUGACAACAGGGGACUCGUCUUGUUGUUGAAGACCCGACAGAUCAAAAAGAUGAUCUCGUUGUACGUUGGUUUC